Toxorhynchites rutilus septentrionalis is the source of this 901-nucleotide messenger RNA. Its product is annotated as phosphomevalonate kinase. Bases 233 to 787 code for a protein of 184 amino acids. The transcript is spliced from 2 exons. Gene Ontology annotation, molecular function: phosphomevalonate kinase activity. The record is from RefSeq and is a predicted model, not a curated record. Gene Ontology annotation, cellular component: cytoplasm. Gene Ontology annotation, biological process: isopentenyl diphosphate biosynthetic process, mevalonate pathway; cholesterol biosynthetic process. Lineage: Eukaryota; Metazoa; Arthropoda; Insecta; Diptera; Culicidae.
GACAUUUGAAAAAAUCACCUGGCAUCCCUGUAAUCAUUACAAAUCAGGAAUACCAGUACGGAAAAAAAUCUUCGUGUCUGGCAUCUGUGUUCCAGACCGAUUAACAACUAUUCAUCGAAUGAAUGCUGAUGACUGUUUACUGGAUGAACAUAAUUAAUGUACCGUAAAUGUACGGCAGAUAAUAACAAUUCUAUGUAAAAAAAUAUCGUUUCUGUCGACGUCUCUAACUACCAUGUCUAAUCCGCGCGUAAUUUUACUAAUUUCUGGCAAGCGAAAAUGUGGAAAGGAUUUCCUGACAGAGAAACUGCUCCAAAGAUUGGCCACCGAUCGGGCACAGAUAGUUCGAAUUUCCGAACCCAUCAAACGAAGCUGGGCGGCGAAAUUGGGGCUCGAUUUGAAGCAACUGCUUGGCGAUGGUCCGUACAAGGAGCGCUAUCGCAAGGAUAUGAUCGAGUGGAGCGACCGGAAACGGGCGGAAGACUAUGGGUUCUUCUGUCGCCAGGCUUGCGCUGGCCUGGACAAGGAGAUCUGUAUUGUUAGUGAUAUUAGAAGGAAGACUGAUAUCCGAUACUUCCGGGAAAGUUUUGAGGGACGGACCAAGGCGAUUAGGAUCGUAGCCAGCGAUGAAACGAGACGAGCAAGAGGAUGGCACUUUCAGGAGGGCGUAGACGAUGUUCAGUCAGAAUGUGAUCUGGAUAAUGUGACCGAUUGGGACCUGUUAAUUAAUAAUGAAAAUGACGCUGAUGUGGACAGCAUUCUAGAACAAAUAAUGGCUUUAAUUCGAUAGAAUUUAUCAUAUUUUGAGGUAAUGGAUGAGAAUAUUUCUAAGGAAAAUUUAUACCACAUAUAUUCAAAAUGUAUUUAUUUUUGUUGUUAUGUUAUAAAUAAAAAGUAAUCUCCC